Molecule: messenger RNA, 423 nt
Organism: Theileria equi strain WA
Lineage: Eukaryota; Apicomplexa; Aconoidasida; Piroplasmida; Theileriidae
Exons: 2
Coding region: 1-423 (140 amino acids)
Biological process (GO): maintenance of protein localization in endoplasmic reticulum
Cellular component (GO): endoplasmic reticulum membrane
Source: RefSeq, a predicted model, not a curated record
AUGUUGAUAGAUUUGGUAAAACAUGGAUACCUUUUGAAGUUUAAUAAAAUAAAGUCUGAAACAUUUGAAAGCUAUCACGCCUCCUUAAUAGCUGAUACGAUAUUAUCUCGCUGUCGUCAUAAUAUUUCCAUGUUAAUGAGAACGCCAUUCAAAAUUUCGUAUAGGGGAGCAUAUUCAUUUUCCCAUAUACCAUCUAGACGCCUUGGGUUUAUACCAUCACCAUUUGUUACAUUGUUGAUUUGUAGUCUUCCCAGAAUACGAUCAAAACUUAGCUUGGAAUUAUUCAUAUCAGCACUGGUCAUUUGGGUUUCUUUGGUCAUGCUCAAAAUAGCAUCGUCUGUGUUUUUGCUCGCAUAUAGUAUAAAAAGAGUGGACACAAUCCACAACCUAGACCCAUCAUUCAGCAAGAUCGGACCUCUAUAA